AUGAGCCCGAGCGAAAGUGAUGGAAAGGUGGAAGGCAUCAUGGAGCUCUGUGAAAAUCGCGGCAACUGCAAACCGCUGAUCUUCUGCGUGGUGGCGCGGGACGCUGGCGUUCCCUCCAAGGCCUUGUUGCCCAGGGCGCGGCAUCUCAUGGGUGAAGUCGGCGUCAACAACCUGUCGCUGGACAUGACCGAGAUGUACGUGCAGCACAUGGUGGAUGCUGUCGAGGGCGUGGAUCCAGAUUUGCUGCAGUACAUCUAUGAGAGUUCUGGUGGCAACCCCUACGGUGUGGACGCGGUGGUUUCCGAGCUGCGGCACCGCGGAACGGUGCACGUCAGCGAGGGACGUUUAGAGAUUUCCGAGGGCACUCGCUUGCGGAAGGAGUACCCAGAGGUCUUGAUCGGCAUGGCCCUGGCGACCUUCGAAAAACUGCCUCCAAGGUAUCAGGAUUUAGUCAAAAACGUGGCCGUGUGCUGCCAAGAAUCGGACUCUGAUGCCUUAAACUUAGAAGAUUUGGCUGAGACGUUGGACUAUCCUAUCGAGGAGCUCCUGCAAAGCUGUCGCCAUUUGGUGUCUCAAGGUGUCUUCCGUGCCGUCAUGCCGAUGACCACGAAGAUGAUCCGGUCCAGCCAGGAGGCACGACGUGGUACCAUGACCUUCACACCCAGCAACUCACCUCACAACGUGCGCUGCCCUUCGGAUAUGGAGCUGAGUGCCAUCUCCUUCACUUCGCAGCUACUGCUGCACGUGGUCUUGUCGUUAGUGCUACACUCUCAGAAGGAGACCAUCCGCAACCGCAUCGAAGAACGCCCGGAGACCGUCGAGCCCGUUGGGCCCGUGGGGCCCGUCGGGCCCGUUGAGCCCGUGAAGCAGGGGCCACCGGCGCAUGAUGCUCCGUCGCAGCAUGUGUCCGAAGCGCUAGAACCGCAGGAGUCGGAUCCGGAGCCAGCGGAGCCACCGGUGGUGAACGUGGUGGACGUUGGAUCCACGGUGUCCUCCGGGGAGUCCAAUGCGGCGCGAGACGAGGAUGGCAUGGCCUAUGUCACUGGCGGUUCAGUGGCUGCAGCUGCGGCUGCAACGGCCAAUGAGAAAGACGUGGACGCGAAACUCGUCGCUGCGCGCGACGCACACGAAGGAUCAGGGGUAUGCUUUGCACCGUGGAAUUGCUGCGGAUGA
Molecule: messenger RNA, 1173 nt
Organism: Cladocopium goreaui
Lineage: Eukaryota; Dinophyceae; Suessiales; Symbiodiniaceae
Source: the annotation of a GenBank genome assembly